AUGUUUAAAGCAGUGGUUGUAAUGACGAUAUUGGUGGCAGCGGGUGUAAAGGCGAGGAUUCCUUACAAACCAGAGCCUAGAGAAGAGUAUGAGAUAGAUAUCAGUGGAGAUAUGGGCAGCGGCAAUUUGGACAAUUUCGAUGUGGGGAGUGGACUGCCUUCCAUAUCAACCUUAAACGUGAGAGGAACGAUGCGAACUAUUGUGCUGAGCGAGGUAGUUGCCAACAUCACUCGCCUUCUUCAACGCGUACAAACAUUCCCUAUGGCAUCAUCCAUUACUGAAUUACUAACCAGACUAGGACAGAUCUCACCGGCAAAUGUGGCCAUGCUUGCAAAUCCAAACCGCCAACAGGACAACGAAUUAGUCGAUAACGUACUGGUUGCGAACAACAUAAUCAACCAAAUGCUCAGCUCUUCUGAUGAACAGCUCCGUCGAGAUCCAGUGAAUCUGGCGGCACUUGUUUAUGCCUCAAACAAUAUCGCAGAGUAUAAUAGGACACAUCGCAUCGAGCGCGAACCUGAAGAAGACGAAGGAGCAGCUGAAAUUGAGCCCGAAGAUGAUGGCAAUUGA
This is a messenger RNA of Cylicocyclus nassatus, 570 nucleotides long. NCBI's taxonomy places the organism in Eukaryota, Metazoa, Nematoda, Chromadorea, Rhabditida, Strongylidae. The record is from the annotation of a GenBank genome assembly.